AUGGCACCAUUUAAAGCAUUGUACGAAAGGAAGUGUAGAACCCCAUUAAGUUGGUUUGAUGAAGGAGAUAAGCUAGUACUAGGACCCGACGUAGUGCAGGAUAUGUCGGAAAAGGUGAAAGGAAUUAGGGAGAAGCUUAAGAUAGCACAAGAUAGGCAGAAAGCUUACUAUGACCGUAGGAGAAAGCCUUUAGAGUUUGAAGAGGGAGACCAUGUUUUCCUCAGAGCUAACCAAAUUAUAGGGAUAGGAAGGUCAAUUAAGUCGAAAAAGAUUACACCAAAAUAUUUAGGACCUUACCAAAUCCUUAGGAAAGUAGGAACAUCAGCCUACCAGGUGGCGUUACCGCCAUCUUUGUCAAACUUGCACGAUGUGUUUCAUGUUUCCCAAACAAAGAAAUACAUUCCCUACCCUUCUCAAGUGAUAAGACCUGAACAUAUACAACUCAAGGAGAACUUAACAUACACGGCCGAACCUAAAAAGAUAUUGGAUAGAAGGAUGAAACAACUUAGGAAAAAGGAAAUCUCAUUAGUGAAAGUUGCUUGGAGUGAGGGGGAAAAUGAGGAAGCUACUUGGGAAUUAGAGGAGGAUAUGAGAAGGACAAACCCUCAACUGUUUAGUAUCUUAGGAUGUGAAUUUCGAGGACGAAAUUCUCAAAAAGGAGGGGAGAGUGUAACAUCCCACCAACCAGGGAUCCAGGAGCAGGACACAUCGGUUUCCAGUGACACUCUCGAUGGUGUUCUCAUUCUUCCUGCCGACCCACGCUGA
This is a messenger RNA of Lotus japonicus, 765 nucleotides long. RefSeq lists its product as uncharacterized. The coding region runs from base 1 to 765 and encodes 254 amino acids. Lineage: Eukaryota; Viridiplantae; Streptophyta; Magnoliopsida; Fabales; Fabaceae. The transcript has 2 exons. The record is from RefSeq and is a predicted model, not a curated record.